UAUGUGUUAAGCUGUCUGUAAGACAAGCACAGUUCCUGGUACUCUCCCACUACCAUCCCCUCUCAUUCUGCAGUGCGAUCCGAUUUCAGGAAGUUCCCACCCACCAAACGCUACAGCUAAGAAACUCAACUCACUUGGAAGCAAAACUCAAAAAUGCCUGAAAACCUCUUGAAAAAUCCAAAUGGAGAUGAGGAUUUUGAGCACUGGGAGUUGAUAGAGAACGGUGGAGACGAAUGGCGUAUAGAGGAGAUGCCAGGAGACUGUGGAUACGACUUCAGUGUUGAUUAUUCAGUGACUAAAUAUUUCUGCACCUCGUUUGAGCCGUGUCUAAAAAAACAAGUGAUUAAUCUGCUGGAAAAUGGUUGCGACCCUGAAACUUUAGAUAUUGCGCAGCCUGCGGUCACUGUAGAGGACUGGUACAGUGGCCGAACAGACUGUGGGUGCAUUUAUAAACUUUCUGUGGCACUGCUCGAUGAAAACCAAGAGGUCAUUGCUGAAUUUAACCCAGAUGAUGUGACUUUGGACCCUGAUACGGAUGACUGCUCUUGGAAAAAGGUGACACACACAUUUAAAGAUUACGGUCCUGGUCUACGCUUCAUCUCUUUUGAACAUGGUGGUGAAGACACUAAAUUUUGGAAAGGCUGGUUUGGAGUGAGAGUCACUGGAAGUUCUGUCACCAUAGAAUCUUAAAGGCAAACCCUAUUGUUACUGAUUGGUUAAAAUCCUCUAUCAGCACUUUGCUUUUGCAUACUAUAACUAUAACUAUAAAUAACUAGUAUAGAAACAUUACAGAAACCACAGCUGAGCAUUUAAAAACCAUGCUUAAAAGCAAAUCCUGUGCUUAUAUUUUUUUAGAUUUAUAAAAUAAAUGCAUAUUCAGAACACAAAUAUAUAAACUUAUCUCAGACUGAAAAAAGAAAACAUGUGAAGGAUUAUUUAAAAUAAUUUUCUGCUUUUAUUUAUCCCAGUAAAAAUCUCUGUAUGUAUUUACCACCUGUGUAUAAUCCUUUAAAAAGCAAUAUUUAUGUUUAAAUGUAUUAUUACUAAUGCUUUUCUAUUGCAAAUGCUUCAAAAUUAACUAGUCUCAAUAUGAGUAACAUGAGCAAACACAGCACAUAUAUUUAUGUCAUAAAAAUAAAGCAAUAAAAAUAA
This is a messenger RNA of Paramisgurnus dabryanus, 1152 nucleotides long. Its product is annotated as F-box only protein 2-like. The record is from RefSeq and is a predicted model, not a curated record. Gene Ontology annotation, biological process: SCF-dependent proteasomal ubiquitin-dependent protein catabolic process; glycoprotein catabolic process; ERAD pathway. Lineage: Eukaryota; Metazoa; Chordata; Actinopteri; Cypriniformes; Cobitidae. Gene Ontology annotation, cellular component: cytoplasm; SCF ubiquitin ligase complex. Gene Ontology annotation, molecular function: ubiquitin protein ligase activity.